This is a messenger RNA of Diabrotica balteata, 2400 nucleotides long. NCBI's taxonomy places the organism in Eukaryota, Metazoa, Arthropoda, Insecta, Coleoptera, Chrysomelidae. The record is from the annotation of a GenBank genome assembly.
CAAAAGAAAAAUGGGAAGCGUGUAAAUCGGUAGCAUUGUAGCAUUAUUUAUUAUCUUUUAAAUACGAUAAAUUAGUGGAUUUAUUCUCUUUAAAUAUAGUAGAUAGAGGAUUUAAUAAAAUGAUGACCACAGAUGAACGUUUACAUAUUGAUUGGGGUAAUGAUAAAUUACAUAGGACACAAAAGCAAGUUGAAAGGAAUCCUUACGACUUAGAAUCGUGGUCUAUUCUUCUUAGGGAAGCCCAAACUAAACAUAUUUCAGAAGUUCGUGCCCUCUAUGAACAUUUGAUUGGGAUUUUCCCAAGUGCUUCCAGAUAUUGGAGGAUAUACAUUGAACAUGAGAUGAAGGCAAGAAAUUUUGAAAGAGUUGAGAAGCUUUUUCAACGAUGUUUGAUGAAGAUUUUAAAUAUCGAAUUGUGGAAGUUAUAUCUCAACUAUGUAAAGGAAACAAAGGCGUCUCUUCCUACCUACAAGGAAAAAAUGGCCCAAGCCUAUGAUUUUGCCCUCGAUAGAAUUGGAAUGGAUAUUCAUUCGUAUUCUGUCUGGAACGAUUAUGUGAACUUUUUAAAAGGGGUUGAGGCCGUUGGUUCCUAUGCAGAAAAUCAGAAGAUCUCGGCUAUUAGAAAAGUAUACCAAAGAGGUAUUAUUACACCAAUGACGGGAAUGGAAACAUUUUGGAAGGAUUACAUUGCAUUUGAACAGAAUAUAAAUGCUAUAAUUGCUGAAAAAAUGAGCAUUGAACGAAGCAGAGACUAUAUGAACGCUAGGCGAGUGGUAAAAGAACUAGAAGUUCAAAUUCGAGGCAUCAAUAGAAAUGCUCCAAGUGUUCCUCCAAGUGCUAGUCCAGACGAAAGAAAACAAGUGGAACUGUGGCAAAAGUAUAUUGCUUGGGAAAAGAGCAAUCCUCUACGAACUGAAGAUACGGCUCUACUGACUAAACGAGUGGUUUUUGCCCUUGAACAAUGUUUACUAUGUCUUGGACAUCAUCCUGACAUUUGGUACCAAGCCGCACAAUUCUUAGAAUACAGUUGUAAGAUUUUGGCAGAGAAGGGGGAUGUAAAUGCGUCCAAAUUGUUUAGUGAGGAAGCUGCAAAUAUGUUUGAACGUGCUACGAGUACAUUGCUUAGUAAAAAUAUGCUUCUGUAUUUUGCUUAUGCAGAUUAUGAGGAGGGAAGACUGAAAUAUGAAAAAGUGCACCAAAUUUAUAAUAAAUAUUUGGAAACCAGCGAUAUCGAUCCUACACUGGCAUACAUCCAAUACAUGAAAUUCGCCAGAAGAGCAGAAGGCAUUAAAUCUGCGAGAGCUGUUUUUAAGAAAGCUAGAGAAGACAAUCGCUCUAAAUACCACUUAUUCGUAUGUGCGGCGUUAAUGGAAUACUAUUGCAGUAAAGACAAAAAUAUUGCUUUUAGAAUUUUUGAACUUGGUCUUAAAAAAUUUGGCGCUAUUCCCGAAUAUAUUACUUGUUAUAUAGAUUAUUUAUCGCAUUUGAAUGAAGAUAACAACACCAGGGUAUUGUUCGAAAGAGUAUUGUCAUCUGGAAGUUUGGAGCCUGAAAAAUCUGUCGAUAUUUGGAAUCGAUUUUUAGAAUUCGAAAGUAACAUAGGGGAUUUACAAUCCAUUGUUAAAGUGGAAAAGAGAAGAUCAGAAGUUUUGUCAAAAAUUAAGGAAUUUGAAGGCAAGGAAACCGCUCAAUUAGUAGACAGAUACAGAUUUUUGGAUCUCUUUCCAUGCACACCUCAAGAACUGAAAAGUAUUGGAUAUACCGAGGUAAUCAAUAUAACUGGAGCUGCUGGAAAAAAUCACAUUUUACAGUCAAUAAUAGAAUUCGAGCCAGAUUUACCUCUACCUGUACCAGAUUACUCGCAAAUGAUACCUUACAAACCAAAGGCUAAAGCUUUGCCAGGAGAACAUCCAGUCCCAGGGGGUACCUUUCCAAUGCCGCCAGCUGCAGCUCACUUAUGUACUUUAUUGCCACCUCCUACUUGUUUUAGAGGACCAUUUGUUCAUAUAGAUAUACUUAUGGAUAUCUUUAACAGAAUUUACCUACCAGAAAACUUCCCAACACCCGCAGAAAGUAACGGCGACGUCCGUCUUUUUGAUCUUGCGAAAUCUGUUCAUUGGAUCGUAGAAGAAGGUGGUGGUAUUGGCUUGAAGAGAAGGAAGAGGACGGGUAUAGGACUCGAUGGAUCAGAUGACGAAGACGCACCAUUACCACCAACUAAUGACAUAUACAGGCAGAGGCAGCAAAAAAGAGUUAAAUAAGCUGCCUUAUACUUUAUAUUUUUAUGUGUAUUUCGUUAGAUUAUUGCUGUAAGAUUAGUAUUUUGUACCAAUAGAAAUAAAAUAUAAACAAUAUUUCCUGUCUCCUAUAAUAAUAUAAAUAAAUAUUGACAUUUAUUAA